Molecule: messenger RNA, 786 nt
Organism: Macadamia integrifolia
Lineage: Eukaryota; Viridiplantae; Streptophyta; Magnoliopsida; Proteales; Proteaceae
Product: serine/threonine-protein kinase SAPK3-like
Exons: 4
Coding region: 232-618 (128 amino acids)
Biological process (GO): protein phosphorylation; intracellular signal transduction
Molecular function (GO): ATP binding; protein serine/threonine kinase activity
Source: RefSeq, a predicted model, not a curated record
UUCCCUUCUUCUUUGUAUUCUUCUUUGUAUUCUUCUUUGUAUUCUUCUUUGUAUUCUUGGGCUACAUUUGUUCGUUUCUGCUCUCACUAAAGUUCGUUUCUGCUCUUCAAAUCUGUGGAUCUUCUUUUGAAUUUAUCUUUUUUCUCCAUCUGGGUACCAUUUGCUUCUGAGUUUUGGGGUUCUGGGGUGGUCUGUAAGCAUUUUAUUUUGUUUUUUGGCGGCUGUGUUGAGAUGGAGGAGCGUUAUGAGCCAUUGAAGGAACUUGGGUCUGGGAAUUUUGGGGUUGCGAGGUUAGUCAGAGAUAAGAAGACCAAGGAGCUUGUUGCAGUCAAAUACAUAGAGAGGGGGAAGAAGAUUGAUGAAAAUGUUCAGAGGGAAAUUAUCAACCAUAGGUCUCUGAGGCAUCCGAAUAUCGAUCGGUUCAAGGAGGUACUCUUGACACCAACACAUUUAGCUAUUGUCAUGGAAUAUGCAGCUGGUGGUGAACUCUUUGAGAGAAUAUGCAGUGCUGGCCGUUUUAGUGAGGAUGAGGCUAGAUUUUUCUUCCAGCAGCUAAUAUCUGGAGUCAGCUACUGCCACUCAAUGGUACAGUAUCAGCUUCCUUUCCUUGUGUGUUAGACCAGAUUAUAGUGGUAGUAGCAUUUGUGGUAGUGUUUGUAUUCUCAUCCAUAAAGAUGUACAUUGUAUAUUAUUGUCUAUGCUGCAAUUUUUUUUUUCUCUGCUGAAGUUUAAUUUCUGGGAUAGAAGUGCUGCUUCUUUUUUUGAGAUGUGUGCUUUUUUUUUUUU